This is a messenger RNA of Brassica oleracea var. oleracea, 1720 nucleotides long. RefSeq names its product phenolic glucoside malonyltransferase 2-like. The record is from RefSeq and is a predicted model, not a curated record. Bases 145 to 1545 code for a protein of 466 amino acids. The transcript has a single exon. NCBI's taxonomy places the organism in Eukaryota, Viridiplantae, Streptophyta, Magnoliopsida, Brassicales, Brassicaceae.
UUUCCUUACUAAUAUUCACAUCUAUCUGUGAAUGAUUAGUUAUGGCGAGAAAAAUACUUUUGGCUCUCUCCAAACUAUAGUUCCAAUCCGUUUUUUUCUUUUUUUCUGGUCAAAUCCGUUUAUUUCCUUCUCCCUCAACAUAAAAUGACACUACACGUCAUCGAGCUUGCCCGAGUCACCCCUGCCGCCGACUCCGACUUCGACUCGGUUCUAAACUCCGCCAACUCGCUCGCAAUCCCGUUGACUUUCUUUGAUCUACCAUGGCUAGUAUUCCCCCCAGUGAAGCGAGUCUUCUUCUACGGGCUCACCGAGUCGACUCAUGAGCAUUUCAACUCAUUCAUCCUCCCUAAGCUCAAGCUCUCCCUCUCCCUCGUCCUCCGCCGCAGCUAUCUCCCUCUCACUGGCCGCAUCGUCUGGGACCCAAACCAGCCCAAACCGAACAUCAUCGUCUCCCAAAACGACACAGUUUCAGUGACCAUCGCGGAGAGUGACGCUGAUUUCUCACUUCUCUCCGGCUAUGGACAGCGUCCAGUUACCGAGUUACACAGCUUACUCCCCGAGUUACCAGUUUCCGAUGACUCAGCGACCGCAUUCUCUCUUCAAAUCACGUUUUUCCCCAACAACGGAUUCUCCAUCGGCGUUGCCGCACACCACGCCGUUUUAGACGGAAAAACGUCAAGCAUGUUCGUCAGAGCUUGGGCUCACUUAUGCAAACAACAUAUUGAAGAAAACAGAGUCGUAUCCUCUCUGCCGGAGACUCCAACUCCAUCUCUUGAUCGGUCUUUGAUCAAAGACCCGACCGGACUCGAUGAACAGAUGAUCGAGAUCGUGACGUCUCUGAAACACAACAAAACCGGCGGGAGAAUAAGUCUGCGUCCGAUUCCCGCCCAGGAGCCCACACACGACGUCGUACUGACCACGCUCGUGCUGUCUCGCGUUGACGUCGAGAGGCUCAGGGAGCGAGUCAAGAGCGACUCACGGACUCGAGAUAAGAACCUCCACCUGUCGACUUUCGUCAUCGCCUAUGCUUACGUGUGGACAUGCCUUGUGAAGGCGCGUGGAGGAAGCGGGGAGAGACGCGUGUGUUUCCUCUUCUCUGGAGAUUUCAGAGAGCGUCUGGAUCCGCCGCUUCCGGCGACUUACUUCGGUAAUUGCGUGUUUCCGGCGGGUAGCUACAACAGGAAGGCGGCGGAUUUCGAGGGAGAGGAAGGGUUCGUAACGGCGGUUGAGAUUCUCAGCGAGUUGGUGAAAGGUUUGAGUUCAAGAAAGAUUGAGACUAUCGCGGAAGAAUUCAAGAUUGGAUUCGAUUCUAUAGGUGUUGCCUCACAGUUCGGGACGGUAGCCGGGUCGACCCGGUUGGGUGUAUAUGAUUCAGAUUUUGGGUGGGGAAGACCCGUUAAGGUUGAUGUUGUCUCCAUCGAUGGGGAGAGGAUCUCAAUGGCAGAGAGACGUGAUGAACCAGGUGGCGUAGAGAUUGGAAUAUGCAUGAAGAAGAGUGAUAUAGACGUCGUCCUUACUCUGUUCAACAAUGGUUUACAAAACUAAACGCCUUUUUUUGUUUCUACAAAUUUCAAUAAGACAUAGCUCAUUGAGCUGUUCUUGUGUUCUUGUUUCUUGUUUCUUGUGAAGCUUUGAAAGCAAGAAACUUGAUCGUUAGAGUUGUGAGCUUGUAUGCGAACUAUCUCAGAACAUAAUAGUUUCAACAGUUGCAUUUUGUUUU